CGUGGGAUUGAUCCUUGCACAGCGCUCAGCAACAAUGACACUUGUAAGACAAGGAAGCCACACAGUCACAAGAAAGCAGGGCAGGAAGCCCACAGUCAACACAACAACAAGGUGCAUUGCCAUAAAACGGAGACAACGACAAAACGACGCAAACCUUUGAAACAAGUCCAAGUCAGAAUGCUGCCGCUGGAGACAAUCAUAGCAAUCCUUGCCUACCUCAAGGCAAUCGGACUCAUCAUCUCGAAAUGGCUCAUUGGUGUGUUGAUUCAGAAGAUUAUAGCCAAGUCAGCAGGCGGCGAAAAUGGAGCAUUCGACAGCUCUGGCUCAAAACUGUAUGAGUUUGUGUUCUUGAUUCAUCUGACAUUUACUACAGUUGCCAUACUUGCUGUCGUUGUGGGAAUAAUUUUGGCAAUUGUGUCAUCGGCAACAUCAUCCUUGGCACUCCUCCACAGUGCCAAAGUUGGACGAAAGUUACGAAAACAGGUCUUGCACCAAGCAGUUGGAUGUGACAAUAAGCCAAUGACCAGUGACACCACAACCAGCAACAAGGACAUUGGACAGACAGCCAAUGAACUGAUCAUAAAAGUCAACCUGAUUGAGGAUUACUUGGCCUAUGAGUCGCCUUUGGUCCAUUACAGCUUGACUGUGUUGGUACUCUCCUUGGCACUCACCUUUGUCUUCCUCUGGUAUGGUGGAAUCAUUGCUGUGGUUAUGGUCAUCAUUCCAGAGAUUAGCACAAGAAUCUUCAACAUUUGGCGAGAAAAAUGUGACCUUCUUGUGGAAGAGAAUGUUGCCAAAGUGAAUUCACGCCUCCUGGAUGUGGUGAAAAAUGGAGUGAGAAUCAAGAUCAUGGGCAUGCAGCAGCACGAGGAAGAUGCUCUGGAUAAACUGCAAAAAGAGAGUGACGACCCACGCCGACAAGAUGCAUGGCUCAAGUUUUGGACGGACAUUAUAACAAUCAGUUGUACUUCUCUGGUGCCAGUGAUCAUUGCAUGUGUAUCCCUUCCAUUCAUUGAUCGAGCCGCUGCCACAGACCCCGCUGCUGCUAUGCACACUGGUUUUGCCUUCCUUGCAGCAAUCCUAUUGCUCGAUGAAGCUCACAAAAGCAUCAUUUAUUUAUCUUUGACUGCUGACAAGUCGGCCAGCGCUGCUCAAGCACAAGCUACCAUUGACUCAUUCCUUGGACUAGUGGACAAUUCCAAAAACAUCAACACUCAUGACUCUUUCAAAGAUGAAGAAGCAGGCUCAGGGACUGCAAACACCAAUGCAACUGACUUACUGGCUUUGGCUGAAGAAGGUGGACAGCAACAGAACACAGGGGCUUCUGGCAAGGAAGAUGCGUGGAAAGUUGUAUCCAAAGAAGGAAUCGAUCAAAUCAGUCUGGACAAGGUUACACUGGCUUAUCCUGGUCGCCCAAAGCCUGUGUUUUCCAAACUUGACAAAGAGUUUAGUCAGGGCAAGGUUUACGCCCUUACUGGGGAGAGCGGCAAAGGAAAGUCGUCCCUGGUCAAGAUUCUUGCAGGUCUGCAUAUGCCACAGCAUGGCACCAUGACCACAUGGGAGGGAAUGAAGGUCGCCUAUGUGAGCCAGGAUCAAAAGCUGUUCUGUCGGUCCAUCCGCGAAAAUGUAUCCUAUGGUGCUCCCAAGGACUCUAAUGAUGAUGAGAUCUGGGAAGCACUGGAAUGGGCCAGCAUCAAGGAUUGGGUAGAGACAUUACCGAAUGGUCUCGAUGAAGUGCUGACAGGUGGAGAAGAAGAUGUGAGCGGUGGGCAGUUGCAAAGGCUACAGUUGGCACAUCUGUAUUGCACUUGCCAGCAUGUGGAUGUAGUUUUGCUAGAUGAAGUACUUUCUGCCCUGGAUCCUUUGAAACGAGAGCUCCUGAUUGAACGUUUGGGCGAUUUUCUUGCUGGCAAGACAGCUGUGAUUGUAACUCACCACACUGAAAUGCUUGUUAUCUGUGACUUGGAGCUCGAAAUGGAUGGCUCCUAUUCCAAGCCAACGCACCGGCAACAGAGGCGCAAGUCGAGAAGGGCUUCUCGACCAAAUCUCCUCCAACGAGGUUUCUCAAAUUCGAAUUUUUCUGUGUUUUCGGGGGUUUCCCAGGCAUCCGGGGAGAAUGGCGGCGGGGAUCAGAAGUCUGGAUUCUUUUCCUUAUAACUGCAAGAAUGAUUGCAGCUCCCUGGAUUAUAAAAAACAAAACAAAAAACGCACUACAGUCCGGACAAAGUCAUCACCAAUUUCCCAUCUUCUUUCUCCAGUUUCCUUCCAUGUUUGGUGGGUUGAGGGCUGAGCGGAGUCUCUAGCUUGUAACCAAAGCUACGGUAACCCAUUUAUUUUUCAUGU
This is a messenger RNA of Seminavis robusta, 2343 nucleotides long. Lineage: Eukaryota; Bacillariophyta; Bacillariophyceae; Naviculales; Naviculaceae. The record is from the annotation of a GenBank genome assembly.